Molecule: messenger RNA, 2038 nt
Organism: Truncatella angustata
Lineage: Eukaryota; Fungi; Ascomycota; Sordariomycetes; Amphisphaeriales; Sporocadaceae
Exons: 2
Coding region: 86-2038 (650 amino acids)
Biological process (GO): positive regulation of transcription by RNA polymerase II
Cellular component (GO): nucleus
Molecular function (GO): zinc ion binding; DNA-binding transcription factor activity, RNA polymerase II-specific; transcription cis-regulatory region binding
Source: RefSeq, a predicted model, not a curated record
CUUCAUCGUUCCAUCAUUCAAGUAAGAAUACAAUUUUGCUUCGAGUCUUCAAAUCACCAUCUUCAGAUUUCAUUGCUUGAGAAUCAUGUUAGGACUGGGCCGCAGAAGUGCUGAAGAUAAACGGAGAAAGUCCAGGUCUGGCUGCUCAUCUUGUAAAGCCCGACGUAUCAAAUGUGAUGAAACACAACCCGAAUGUCAGCAGUGCACUCGGAGCCACGAUGAAUGUCCUGGCUACUCAUUGCCUUACAAGUGGUCUUCUAAGCAUGAGAAGUACCCCGGUGGUGACCUGGACAUCCAGAGUGGCAGAAAAAGACGUCAACCGAGACUUCAUCAGAGUCUGAGACAGUUGACAGGAAGUCAGCUCUCCGAUAUUGACUUGCACAACGAUGAGAUGAUGCCACUCACCAACAUGUCAUUACAAAGCCAGCAUCGCGAAAAUGCGCCAUUCUCAGGAAAGGAAAUUGCAAGCAUGCUUUUCAUUGACGCCUUGCUCGAGCCUGACGCUGAAGCAUAUCCAACGCCUUCGUAUCAAGCGGUUCUGGAAAAAGUUCAUUGCAACCCCAAGCUAUGGGGUGAUAAUCUGAUUUCAGACUCAAGCCUUAUCGCAACAUAUUUCUCGCAGACCAUUAUCAAGAAUUUAUGCUCAUACGACUCUACGCGCAAUCCCUUCCGGGCUACCAUCAGUAUCGGGGCAGAUAACUGUCUCUACUCCGUUUUGUGCAGGUAUUUGACCUUGUCCUACCUUACGACUUCCAAACCUACAGAGGCGUCUCAGGUGCAACUCACAGAAAGUCGCAAUGAGUUUCUUCACCGGUUACAUGGCGAAGUCAGCAUUGUUCAUCAAAAUAAACAGACAAAGUGGGAGAAAAUUCUACUAAUAUUCAUCAUGUACGGACUCGCUAGUGGCUGGGAUGGCACUGAUGACGCAGGUCGCCGGUACUAUAACAUUGCUAUCAAUAUGCUCCAACAACGGCCGCACAUGCAUAACUAUAAUCUCCGAUUCUUCAAUGAAAGCCUAGUCUAUUGGUGGAUGGGUUUGUCUCUCACAACGAACACUGAGUCUGAACAUCUGUUGGAGCCGCCUGCAAUUGAUCUGCAGCAAUCCGGGGUCUUCAACAACAAGUGCAUCCCCCAUCCUCUGACAGGUAUUGCCCCCCAGGCACAACUUUUGCUGGGAAAAGUUGGCACACUAUUGUUUACUCAAAGAGUGCUAGCACUCAAAGGAGGUUUCGCAUCCAUAAACAACUUACUUCUAGAACGCCAUGCACUUCACAGUGUUCUGGGGUUGGAACGGGACUUGCGCUCUCUGAAGAUUCUAGAUUCAAUUGUGAUCACUGAAAGAGAGGGCCGAGAAAGUUCUGUGCACGAUCUCAGAUCUAUCGCAGAAUGCUAUAGGCUCUCGGCACUUUUGUUGUUAUAUCGUGGCUUUCCGGAUCUACUACAACGAAUAGUGGCGCAAAGCAACGCGGUGAGCAGAAGUCCGCCGGAGAGCGGAGAUUCUUGGUUACGCUCACUGGCUCUGCAUACACUUGACGUCUUAUCCCGAUGUACUCCAGGAUCACGGACAAGAAGUUCCGAGCAAGUCUUGCUUGUCAUCAUUGCUGGAGAGCUGAGACUCCCGUCAAAUAACGUUUCUGUUACGAAUCUUCAGAGCUUCGACGAUUGCUUUGAACCGUUUCCACUGUUUGCUGGCACUCGUGAGACGGUCCAACUCCAAGAAGUUGUGGAAACUGACAAGUCGCCAUUUUGGAGCCAGUCAUGCAUUCCACAAGUUGCAGAACACCAUUCAGAUCUUACAGCCGUCCCGAACAGCAUUCAAGGCAUCUGUAGCGGAUUGAGAAGCGUUGAUACCGCUGUUCGAGCUGGGAGGAAAACAGUCAUGUCACGCUUAGCUUCUGUACGGGAAAUACUUCCAUGCAAAAGUGUGGAUCGUGUAAAACACCUGAUAGAAGAGAGUUGGCGGCAAAAUGACCAAGGAAUAGACACCUUCUGGAUGGACAUUAUGAUUCAAAGAGGGUGGAAAAUACCUAUGGUUUAG